Messenger RNA from Nilaparvata lugens (brown planthopper), 2552 nucleotides. RefSeq names its product katanin-interacting protein. The transcript has 13 exons. Lineage: Eukaryota; Metazoa; Arthropoda; Insecta; Hemiptera; Delphacidae. The record is from RefSeq and is a predicted model, not a curated record. Bases 84 to 2168 code for a protein of 694 amino acids.
UUUGCAAUUUGUGUGUCAGUGAAUCACCGAGACCGAGACCACAGUCGUGGCGCCCCCCUCAGACAGACCUGUCAUGGCGGGGCAUGCGCGAGACAAGACGCGCCAUCACAACUCCGGGGCGGCUCGACCUGUCUCCCGUCAAGAAGGUAUUUCUCGGCUUUGAGGCAGAAGAUGCACCGGGAACUCCCGCUACUUAUGUCGCUUCUAAGCGAGAAGGAUCAGCAAGGUAUGGCCGCAGAGCGGUGAUGAGUCGAGCAGACAAUCCCAUAGAUCUAGACCUGCUUCUGCCUCCAGAUACACUUAAAGAUGACUCGCCAUCACCGCAAUCACCCAACAACCCUUCAACCACUCCGAGGCGGCGGAGCAGCACCAAAAUACACCUCGAUCCGACUGAGAAGUCUCUUGAAGAGUCAUGGAAGUCGCUCAGCUUCUUCAAUAGAAAGCAUAGAGGGCGGCUCUCCAGAAAGUUUGGUGUACAGAGGUGUCUUUGCAUUUUUUAUGCACAUUUGUGGCUGACACCAUUCACGGAGGGGAAGCAUCACUAUGUCAGGAUAUCCUUCAACAAUACUGAAACGAUUUCCAUGAUAAGGAUCUGGAACUAUAACAAGUCUCGGAUACACUCCUACCGUGGUAUCAAGAAUAUAUCAAUGCAACUUGAUGAUAUCCUCAUCUUCCAGGGAGAGAUUGCAAGAGCCUGUGGCGGAAUCAUUGGGAGGACAGACUCUUUUGGUGAUACAAUACUAUUCACCACAGAUGAGGAAAUUCUGCAGAAAGUUUCUGAACAUGACGAUACGUUUGGAAGUGUAAUGAACGAGAUAAGCAACGAGAACUUGCUGGCUAAACAGCCGGAGAGACCACUCACUGCAGAUGUCAGUGAGAUACGACCAAUGACAUGUCCAGGUCCAGGUGCAGGUGCAGAGAGGAAGCGGAGUGCUAUCACCACUGGAGCCGUGCUCUGCACCGACAGUCUGCAGAUCAAUAUAAUCAACAACUGGGGCCACAACUCGAUGAUUGGCUUGACAGGUUUGCAGGUGCUGGGAGAGACUGAUGAUCCGGUUCACAUUUCCAGAGUCUCGUGCAGUGAUCCCCAAAGUAAUCACAGGAUUAGUAGGAUAAUAGAUGGCGAGAAUGAGACGACAGAUGCUCAGCACAUGUGGUGUGCCCAGGUGAGGCGACUUCCUUUCUCGCUCAUUUUGAAAUUCGACAGUCCUGUCCACAUUUCUUCUGUGAUAAUCUGGAAUUAUAACGCAUCACCUGAACUCUCCUAUUGCGGGGUGAAACAAGUGACGGUUUCUGUGGAUGGCAGAGAUCUAAGGUUUGAAGAUGAUUUGAGUGGAUUGGGAGAGUUGAGUCAGAUGAGCACACUUGUGAGAAAAGCAUCUGGUCACUGCUAUCACACGAUUGGCCAGCUUCUACCCUUGAUUCCACAGCGAAUAGAUCCUAUGGCACCAUUUGGUCCUCAAACAUCCUAUCAUCACGGUGAAGACAGUCAGGAGGAGUAUGAAUCACCGGAGCUUCCAAGUGGUUUUGUUUUCGAGUUUGUCUUGCUGUCAACCUGGGGUGAUGAGUAUUACGUCGGAUUGAAUGGAAUUCAAAUGUUUGAUGCGCAUGGCUAUAAUAUUCCACUUUCCAAGAGAAAUAUCAGUGCUCAUCCAUCCUGUGUCAACAUUCUACAAAAUAUUGAGAAUGACGCUCGCACUGUUGAUAAAUUGAUUGAUGGCGUGAAUGAUACCACUGAUGGAAGACACAUGUGGCUUGCACCCAUUCUACCUGGAGAGAUAAAUAGGAUAUUUGUCGUCUUUGACAAAGAGGUGACGGUAUCCAUGAUCAAGUUAUGGAAUUACGGCAAAACACCCAGCAGAGGAGUGAAGGAAUUUGGGAUAUUGGUAGAUGAUCUUCUGGUUUACAAUGGCGUUCUAGACACGGUUGGGAUUGGAAGUGGCAGUAGUAAGCAGAUGCCUUACAGGACAGUUAUAUUUUCAUCAGAUAAGGAACUUGCUCAAAGAGAACGUGGAACUUUAGUUGCAUGCAGCCAGUUCGCUCACGACAUUCUGCUAUCGCCCAACGACGCCAGAGCCACAACUGGCGGCUCAAUGAUGUCGGCUGACCAAUCACAGAGGCCUUUCACCUCGCUGCGAACUUCAAAUCGAGCAACUUUUCAAUCCUGACAGCAGCAGCAUUCCCGUAGGACACCGUUCGAGUUUGACUCCCAACUGUGUCUCACAUCCGACAAACUUUUCGCUCAACAAAAUGCCCCAACUUUCUACGGCAAACCACUGCUGGGAGACUAGAAAGCACACAAUCAACACUCAUUUUGCUCAACAAAGACCCGCGUAGUAGGUAAAUUCCACCGACUAUCCCAUCAUGAAAGAAAAUGUUUCAAGUUUCCUACUCAAUGUAACGUAGCCCAAAGUUAACAUUCUUUCUACAUAGGUAUCGUGUGUCGUAGCCCUACGUGAUGUAAUACCAUAUAUUGAAAAAUUGGAGGUAGUCCAACUGAAGAAAUACAAUUUCUUCAUUGGAUAUGAAUGAAUAUUAAAUAUAUGAAUAUA